Messenger RNA from Ceraceosorus guamensis, 675 nucleotides. RefSeq lists its product as hypothetical. Bases 212 to 604 code for a protein of 130 amino acids. The record is from RefSeq and is a predicted model, not a curated record. The transcript has a single exon. NCBI's taxonomy places the organism in Eukaryota, Fungi, Basidiomycota, Exobasidiomycetes, Ceraceosorales, Ceraceosoraceae.
CUUCUUUGCACCUCGGUGCACAUCACCGUCCAUUGAAGCGUUGCGCAAAGAUGUACUCCGAUCAAGAAAUCCUUUCGUUUGAUGCGCUUAGCUCCCGAGAAAUGUGAAUUUCCACGUCGGUGUAGGUCCCCAAAAGAAUUUGCUCUGCUUUGUUGCGUGACAGCGCACCCCCCUUUUCAGCCCACAGAAUCGCUGCUAUCCGCUCAGCUAUAUGAAGAGGUACCUCGACGCACACAUUGCCAAAGCAAUGUGUCUACCACUUUCCUUGCUUCUCACUCAUUUGCUAAUCCGUGAAAGUGCGAAUGUCCUCGUACCGCGAUGUGCAAGGUUACACUUUGACGCAUUGCGUCUCGGUUUCCUUGCUGAUUGUCCAGGUGCACACCUUGGCUGCUGUCUUGACACGUCGCACUCACAAGCCUCUCACACACGCAGCAGCACCUCGAAAGUUUAUAAAAAGCGCCAUCUUUGCGCAUCACCCGAUCGCGCAUUCCUCCUCAUCCUCAUCCAUCGCUUCGACACGAUCCUCGCACCUCGUUCUCCACACUUUCAAGGUGAGCGGCGCAGCGAGCCAAGCAGGCCACCAACGCGCGCAACCCUGAGCUGACACUCCAUAACAUUCUCGAUCCUCACCUAGUUGAAAUGCGCUCUGUCCUUCGGGCUUUCGUGGUCGUGUGC